Messenger RNA from Chara braunii, 2131 nucleotides. Lineage: Eukaryota; Viridiplantae; Streptophyta; Charophyceae; Charales; Characeae. The record is from the annotation of a GenBank genome assembly.
CGAUGUCGUUCCAUAUGGUUGCGAGCAUGUCGUCGGAGCAGAUCUCUAAACCCUGCAAGGGGCGCGGUGAUCAUGCCAUUCAAUGACAAACGAGGCCGCUGUCUUGGAGACUGUUGUGGAGACGGGGAACGUCUCCACCGAAGAGGCAUCUGUAACGAUCGAUCUAACAACGGAUACCUCGGCCGACAGGGCCUUUGUGACGACCGAUCUGACCAUGAGGGAUGUCGGUGGGGGUGGCGGUGAUGAUGGUGGUGGUGCUGCUGAUAAUGAUGGCAGUGAUGGUGGUGGUGGUGGCGGCGGGAGUGGUGGUGGUGGUGGUGGAGGAGGCGAUGGCAGCAGUGGCAGAGGAGGAGGUCGUGUACCUUCAGCAGCAGCAACAACAACAACAGUCGUUGUAUUGCACGACGAGGCAGCAGCAAAGGCUGCCGAUGACGAACGAGUUCAACGUCACGAGAAGAUAUUCAGUGGAGAGCGAGCUUUGCUCACAAUGGUAGCAGACUGGCGGGCCGAGGCCGAGAAUGGCAAUCUGGAAGAGAGUGGAAACAAGAUCGCUCUCCUCCUUGGCCAUCUCACGGACCUCCUGGCCACAUGCAUUACACAGCAGGAGGACAUCCACAGCCUCGACGACGCGCUGUCUCAAGUCCACAGCCGUCUCCACCAGCUGGAGCAGCGACCCGUCGCCGCCCCCAUUGCCAGCUCUUCCAACACCUCCGAUCGCCUUGAGGCAUUGGAGAUUGAGGUCGGAUUCCUCAAGGACGGCGUGCAGUUACAGCGAACCGCAACGCAACAGUUGGAGCAGCGGAUCUGUACUACUGCCAACCACUCGAGCUCGGAACCGCACGAGACAACUCCAAAGUUCGAUGGGCAGGAGAUCUUCUGCGACUCGACGAAGACAGAUCCGAUUCCAUGGUUCUACAAGUUCGAGCUCACGUUGCAGCUAAUACUACGUCAGCGCGCACAAGUAUCACGCGUGAUGUUCGACAUUUUGGAAACGGACUUCGACGUUAUUUUGGGAAUGCCUUGGCUUGCAAGUGCGGAUCACAUGGUCAACUUCCACCGGCGGACUCUUACCAUUCGCGACGCUUUCUGCGCCGAAGUGCCGUGUACUAUUCCUUUUCCGCACCCUUCAAUCCGAUGCCAAGUGGUGAUGGCCAAGUCAUUCCGGGCUACUUGCGCUUACGAGCAGCCCGACGAAAUCGGCCUAUGUUUCCUACGGACCAUCGCGGUAGUCGACUCUUCACCCACCGACUUGUCUUCGGACCCCCGUGUGGUGCAGUUGCUUGACGAGUUCGCCGACAUCUUCGAGUCACCUACCGGUGUGGUGCCGGAUCGGCCGAUCUCUCACGAGAUCAUUCUUAAGGCCGGUGUCGUGCCGCCGAAAGGUUGCAUUUACCGCAUGAGCGACGAGGAGCUUACGGUCCUCCGCGCGCAACUCGAUGACUUGAUGGACAAGGGCUGGAUCCGCCCUAGUAGCUCCCAUAUGGAGCGCAAGUUCUCUUCGUACGGAAAAAGAACAAGGAUCUACGAUUGCGCAUUGACUUCGCGAGCGCUUUUGGUGGCCCGACCUUCUCGGCGACGUCACACGCUAUUGCGAGUCAUCCCGCAACCAUUGUCCGUAUGGCGAGUUGCGACCAUUACCGGUCCCCUUGCGUCGGAGGGAGGCGAUUACCAUGAACAUUACCGGGCCGUUCCCCAAGCACAAGACCGUGAUGGGGGUGGUGGUAGUGGUGGUGGUGGUGGUGGUGGUGGUGCCGGGGGUGGUGGUGGUGGUGGUGGUGGUGGAGGCGGCGGUGACAGCAGUGGCAGAGGAGGAGGUGGUGUACCUUCAGCAGCAGCAGCAACAACAACAGUCAUUGUAUUGAUACACAGCAAGGCAGGGGCUGUAUGGUUCGAACAGCAGUACGAGGAUGCAGAAGGAGGAAGUAAGAAGGAUCAGGAGGGGAAAGAGGAGGUGAGGAAUGGGGAGGAGAAGAGGAACUCAUGCUGACUAGGAGCGAAAGCAAUCGCGCAGGCCCGCUACUAGGAUAGUUGCGACGACAAUGACGAUGCUACUCGCGAGAAAGACAAGCAGAGUGACACCCGAAGCCAGUCUCUGCGACUGGAACAAUGCUAAUGAACUCUAGCAUGGCGA